AUGGACCGGCGUGACUUCCUCAGGGCUGCCCGGGAUGGGGAUGUAGAGAAAGUCCGGAGGGGGCUGGAGGAAGGACUGGACGUCAAUACAAGGGAUUAUAAUGGAAGGACAGGUGUGCAUUACGCGUGUGCAGGAGGUCAUGACAAGGUUGUGGAGCUACUCAUCAAGAACGGAGCUGACGUCAAUAUGACUGACAAGGACGGAUACACAGGUCUGUAUGUAGCGUGUUGGGGAGGUCAUGACAAGGUUGUGGAGCUGCUCAUCAAGAACGGAGCUGAUCUCAAUGUGCCUAACGUGAGAGGAAGCACAUGUCUGCAUGGAGCGUGUAGAGGGGGUCAUUACAAGGUUGUGGAGAUGCUCAUCAAGAACGGAAAUGAUCCCAAUGUGCCUAACGAGGUAGGAACGUAA
Molecule: messenger RNA, 408 nt
Organism: Branchiostoma floridae (Florida lancelet)
Lineage: Eukaryota; Metazoa; Chordata; Leptocardii; Amphioxiformes; Branchiostomatidae
Product: myotrophin-like
Exons: 4
Coding region: 1-408 (135 amino acids)
Cellular component (GO): nucleus; cytoplasm
Molecular function (GO): protein binding
Source: RefSeq, a predicted model, not a curated record